AUGAAUUUCGAAUUUCUGCGAACACUUCAAGGCUUUCUUAACCUUUUACAAGUUUGUUUGGGAUUUGCUGCUCUAUUCGCUUGUUCUUUCAUAUGGACUGCAGGAAACCUCUAUUUCCAAUUUAUUUUUAGUGGUUUCGGAUGGCAGACGCUGAUUCUUAUUAUACUUUUUGUCACUUGGGUUUUCGCAUUACUAAUAUUCUUAUCAAAUUUGUUUGAAAAAGAUGUUCUCGGACAAUUAGGAAAAGCAAAGUUGAUAAUCCUAUAUGGUAUUUGUCUUGUUGCCCUCAUCAUCGCAGCCUCUCUGGAAACGUGGUAUAGUACCAAGUUCACAAGGGAAUCUUUCUUGAAGUCUCGAUUCAUAGCAGUUACAGUAUUCUCUUGGUUAUUGGUUGCAAGUUACGCAGCUCUAAUGCUGUUAACAGCUUUCUUCGUCUGA
Molecule: messenger RNA, 438 nt
Organism: Auanema sp. JU1783
Lineage: Eukaryota; Metazoa; Nematoda; Chromadorea; Rhabditida; Rhabditidae
Source: the annotation of a GenBank genome assembly